This is a messenger RNA of Drosophila grimshawi, 639 nucleotides long. Its product is annotated as Golgi-associated plant pathogenesis-related protein 1-like. The record is from RefSeq and is a predicted model, not a curated record. Lineage: Eukaryota; Metazoa; Arthropoda; Insecta; Diptera; Drosophilidae. The transcript is spliced from 5 exons. Bases 33 to 617 code for a protein of 194 amino acids.
UUUGGAACUUUUGAAAUUUACUUUAUUGAAGCAUGCACAUUACUAAGGUGUUGCACAUUUUAAUGGUGUUAGUAACUUUAUCGGAUACUCUAACUGCAUCUAACUUUCAAACUGAUUUCUUGCGACGGGUAAAUAAUCAUCGGCGUAAGUUUGGCUGCCCCGAUCUUCGACUAAGUAAUCGUCUUUGCAAAUCAGCUGGAGAAUAUGCAAAAUUCCUCAGCACAAAUCGGGAUGAGGAUGUGCCUGAUGGUUCAAGUGUAUGCCUUACCUACGACGAUCCACUAUCCUGUGUUGACAAUUGGUUCGAUGAAAUAAAAUACUACAACUUUGAGAAUGGUGCGUAUGUAUAUGAGGCCGAAGACUUUACGCAAAUGAUAUGGAAAUCUAGUGUAUGGUUUGGCGUUGGAAAAUUUAUUAGUGAAACUGAUGGAGAGAUCACCGUUGUAGCAAAAUAUUUUCCUGUUGGCAAUCUAAGAGGAACUUUUGUCAAUAAUGUUCCGAAUAUAUACAAAAACCUUUCCAGCUCAAAUCUUAAACCAAUCAGUUGCUUUUCAUGGAUAUUUUCAACUAUUGUUCUAAAAUUGGGGGUUUUUAAAUUAUUCUGCUUAUUUGAAUAAAACCAUAAAAAUAAAACUAUAA